This is a messenger RNA of Brachypodium distachyon (stiff brome), 369 nucleotides long. RefSeq names its product putative F-box/LRR-repeat protein 22. NCBI's taxonomy places the organism in Eukaryota, Viridiplantae, Streptophyta, Magnoliopsida, Poales, Poaceae. The record is from RefSeq and is a predicted model, not a curated record. The transcript has a single exon. The coding region runs from base 1 to 369 and encodes 122 amino acids. Gene Ontology annotation, molecular function: protein binding.
AUGGAGACUGACUGGUCGGGGCUGCCGCUGGACUUGCUCGCCGCCAUCUUCGCCAACCUCAGCGUCUGUAACGUCCUGUCAGGCGCCGGGCUCGUGUGCCACUCGUGGCUCGACGCGGCCAAGCUGCCCACCCUGUGGCGCUCCGUCGACAUGGCACCCGUCCCCAUCGGCAGGUGCUACGAGGAGGAUCUCUGCUCGAUGGCCUUGGUCGCCGUCGACCGCGCCGCCGGCCGGCUCGAGGCGUUCGCCGGAGCGAUCUUCGUCAGCGACGCGCUCCUCCGCUGCAUCGCCGAAAGGUGCGAACAAUUACGUAAACUACCAAUUCAAGACAUUCAAAUCAGAAGAGUGAAAUGGAUAGUUGGUCCUUAA